UCCCGAAGCUUCAACCCUGGCCACUGCGCAGCCACCGCCGCGCAACUUGCUAAUAUCACUCGCAGUUGUUUUCUAAGACCCGGAGUGCGCGAACGCUUUCGACAACCUUCAACCGUGUUUUGUUGUGGACAAUCGCGAUAAAUGUUCUAAGAAGCCCUGUUGUCUACAAUGGGCCUAUUAUGGCUACUGUUAGCGGCGUGCGCGCUGAUGUGCGCGAGCGCCGACCGCGGCGGAUCUUCGCUGCGGGGAGCGCUUGAAGCCCUGCAGCGUCGGCAACGAGGACGAAUGCACGGACCCAUCCUACCACAACCUGAUUAUGAUGCAUUGUACGAGUUUGUACCUCCACAAGGCUACCCUGAACCCGAUUACGCUGUGGAUGUUGAAGACAUUGAAGAAGAGCCAACUCCGAAAUACAUUGUGAAAUUAUUGGAUGAUAAUGAAAGACCACCUGAAACCUAUGAAUACAAACUUAUAAAGAAGAAGAAUACCGCUAACUCAGCCGCUAAGAAAGAAUCAGCGUUCCGUGAAAGGAGUCACCACUCAGAUAAUGAUAGGCUGCGUGAACUGUUCAUGGAUAAAAAUGAAGGAGAAGAGAAGAAGGAACAAGAAGAUGGGCCUGACAACGAUGCUGAGUACGCGCUACUAUUAGGACAACUUUGGUCGAAGUAUAAAUACAACAAAGAACACGCUAACAACAUUGAGAGUGCUCCUCAAGGCGUAGUUAAACUUUAUAACGAAAAGAUCGUUAAGAAACGAUACCCAGAUAAUUGGGGUCCUAUUGCAUUUAAAAGGAAACGAAGUUCUGACUCCGAUUCUGAUCGACCAAUUCUGUUUGAUUACGAUGGCAGGAAGCCUAACCCAGAACCAGUGGAUCCCAACUACAACGCUUAUGAUGUUUCUGAUGACGAUAAAGAUGACCUUCGUGAAGAAUAUGCGAUCGCAUUCCAGCCACUGGAUGAUGAUAGUUUCGCUGAUUUAGCUGAUGACGACCAAUAUACUUACGAUGCAGUUGAAAAACGUUUUCCUGUAACGAAGCGUAGCAGUGGUUCGUAUAGCUUAAAUACCCAAAAGAAAAGGUUUGCCCAAAAUCAAAACAAACGUGACACGGUAAAGUCGUUCCGAAGCAGUGCAGGUACUGAUCCGAAGCUGAUUAAGGACCUCUCUAAAAUAUUUGGCGAUUCUGAAAUUGAAAUUAUAAAAAAUCCGGUAAAACGUAACACUGACCACGAAGAACAUGAGCAUGAAGUUAAGCCACCUAUGUUAACACCAGUUCACAAUUUAACUCACGAACACAACAGUUCAGCUGUUCAUGAUGACGACAGCCACGAACAUCAUGGUCAUAACAUUCACCAUCCCGGUGUUUCAGGAAAAGAAGUGGAACAUGUAACUGAACACGGACACGAUCAUAGUCAUGCACAUGAGCAUGAACAUGAACAUACACACGACCACAACCAUAAGCAGGAUCACGACCACAGUGACAAAGAUAAACCAAUCACUGUCAGGAAGAAGUCGAUAGAUUGGUCUGACUACUUCGGAAUUGACAAACGCAAUAACAAGCCAGUGUCAUUCGUAAAUGGAUUAACUCAGGAUAGACUACGAAAACAAUACUUUGACACUUUCAACAAGGAAGUCAUUUACCCAUUGAAUUCAUUUCGCAAACACAGCUAUGUGAAAAGGAAUUACGUUGAAACCAAACCUAACGAAGAAACUGAAAUUCAAAUAGAUAGAGCUCACCUUGCCGUUCAGAAUGAAGAAAAGAGGAGCAAAGCUAGCGACAAUGACUCUAAACUUGACAAUAUCGAUAAAAAACUAAAAAACAUGGAAGGACUGAUUGUAGACGAAGCUUUGCAUUACUCUAAUGUAGAAGAGUUAGAUUCAAAAGAGGAACAAGAAAUGAAAGAAAAACUCCUGUCACGCUUAGCAGCGGCUUACAGCUUGGAGAAAAUGAGGAAGGCAUUGAAAGAGUUCAAACAAAGUUUGCAAAUCCAAAAGGCGAAGUCUAGUGCGGCACCAUCCCCGAUUCCCACCGAUGAGUCUAAAUCUAAACGUGUAGCUGUAAAGAAAGAGAAAGUAGAAAUAAUGAGCAACGAUAUUCCUGGAUUUGAAAAGGGUGACGAAAGAAACAGUGAUUUUGAAGAUGAACAAGGUGCUGGCCACUACUUGAACGGAAAGAUCGAGGAACAAUUUUCUGAAGGAUACAUGGGUGGCAGCGGUAGACACCGAAUUCCCGUAAUGGCAACAGUAGGUGCAUCUGGUGCGUGCCCGGUCCUUGCGAAGAUAGUGCAGCGGUGCCGAGGCGUAGACAUGCUGGCUGGCGACCGGGGACAGUUGUUCCUACCGCUUUGUAGCUUGCAUCAAAUCUGCUAUCUUUGCGGAGAGGCCCCACCAACAACCUGCGACCUGGUAUUCCUUUCUGAAGCCGAUACGACAUGCGAAGGAGACAUGGGAUGUCAACGAGCUGCUCGCUCCGCACUGAUGGCUCUGCGGGAACUGCACGACAACCUAGCCGAUGAACUGGACGGAGAAUGUGAGGCCAGCCCUUGCCUGCCUGCCACCCUCAAGCUCAACCUGGGCUGGCAGCGAGCCUUCCAUUCUGGUACAAGUGAGGCAAAUUGUGAAAGAUUGUGCGAAAACAAUCCUGUUUCCAAAAUGGGAGACGCUAGUGCAGAUAAUGAAAAUAAAGGAGUUGAUAAUCCAGCGGCAACAGACGACGAUGGAUCACCGGCGAGAAGACCAGAUGUAGUUAUUAGUGUUCAGCCCACAACUGGAGGUGACCGCGCACCACUACCGGUGUCAACUGUAGACUGGCGAUCUAACAGUCGGGGACAGUUCAUACCAGUACAUGGACUGGACUUCCUCAUAGGCGUCACCAACCUUCUGAUACAGCAAACUGUGGAACUCACUGAUCUGACAUCCAAAAUCGAGUCAGAGAAUCGAUAUAUAGUGCGAGUUCCAAAUGGCGAAGCGUUGUACAUUGCCAGUGAGACAUCGACUUCCACCCAGCGAUGCCUGUGUGGGUCAGGGAGGGCAUUCACCAUGCAUCUGCAUGAUAACACCAGGCAAGAAGCAAUGGUGCUGAAGAGAAGACUGGCUGCAGCUUCUUGCUGCUUCCCUUGUAGAUUGCAGGAGAUAAAAGUAAUAACUCCGCCGGGAGACUACGUGGGUCGCGUGCAGCAGCAGUGCACGUGGAUGGUGCCGUUCUACCUGGUGAGGGACGUCAAUGAACAGGUGCUGUUCGUGGUGGAAGGACCUGCUGUGCUGCAGCGGAGCGCGUUGCUGCUGUCCGAGUUUAAGAUAAUGACAGGAGAUUCCCUCCGCGAAGUAGGCAGGAUAGCCCACGGCUGGGACAGAGAUUUGAACAGUUUCACCACCACGUUACAGAUACCAACCACUGCUGUGCAGCCGAAACAUAAAGCUUUGCUUCUAGCCGCUGCCUUCCUACUGGAAUAUGCCUAUUUUGAGAGAUCAAAAACAAGUUGCCUCAGAUGCAAUUGUUUCUAAGUUUAGGUUACGGCUGUGGUAGUAAGUAAGGACUUAUUUUAAAGUAAAUAGGUAUUUAAGAUACAUAUUUUUGUACAAGCUAUCGUUGAUAAGUUUAUAAAAUAAAUGAUUAUAUUUUUAA
This is a messenger RNA of Helicoverpa zea (corn earworm), 3622 nucleotides long. RefSeq lists its product as uncharacterized. Gene Ontology annotation, molecular function: phospholipid scramblase activity. The transcript has 12 exons. Gene Ontology annotation, biological process: plasma membrane phospholipid scrambling. Lineage: Eukaryota; Metazoa; Arthropoda; Insecta; Lepidoptera; Noctuidae. The record is from RefSeq and is a predicted model, not a curated record. Bases 169 to 3501 code for a protein of 1110 amino acids.